UCAUAUAACCAUUUCCUUUAACAUCGCCGAGAGAGAGAGAGACGGCGGCGAAAUGGGUCGUGUGAUCAGAGCACAACGUAAGGGAGCAGGGUCCGUCUUCAAGUCCCACACUCACCACCGGAAAGGCCCAGCCCGGUUCCGUUCACUCGACUUCGGCGAGCGUAAUGGUUACCUGAAGGGUGUUAUAACUGAGGUUAUUCAUGACCCAGGUAGGGGUGCUCCGCUAGCCCGUAUCACUUUCCGUCAUCCAUUCCGUUACAAGCACCAGAAGGAGCUGUUCGUUGCGGCGGAGGGUAUGUACACUGGGCAAUUCGUUUACUGUGGGAAGAAGGCUACGCUCAUGGUUGGCAAUGUGCUACCACUUAGAUCUAUCCCUGAAGGAGCUGUUGUUUGCAAUGUUGAGCAUAAAGUUGGUGACCGUGGUGUUUUUGCAAGGUGCUCUGGUGAUUAUGCUAUUGUUAUCAGUCACAACCCCGAUAAUGGAACCACUAGGAUUAAGCUUCCAUCAGGAUCCAAGAAGAUUGUGCCAAGUGGGUGUCGUGCCAUGAUUGGUCAGGUAGCUGGAGGAGGACGUACCGAGAAGCCAAUGCUCAAGGCAGGUAACGCAUACCACAAGUACAGAGUAAAGAGGAACUGCUGGCCCAAGGUUCGUGGUGUUGCUAUGAAUCCCGUGGAGCAUCCUCAUGGUGGUGGUAACCAUCAACAUAUUGGUCAUGCAAGUACUGUCCGUCGGGAUGCACCACCUGGGCAAAAGGUUGGUCUUAUUGCUGCAAGGAGGACUGGUCGUCUUCGUGGUCAAGCCGCCGCCACUGCUGCUAAGGCUGACAAGGCUUAAAAAGUUUACCUUAUCACUGUUUUUACGUAUUUGUUUCCGGAUCAGUCUUUUAAACUAUUUGAGUGCUGAAAUUAUACUAAAUUUUGGUGGGAUAUUUAGUA
Molecule: messenger RNA, 936 nt
Organism: Solanum verrucosum
Lineage: Eukaryota; Viridiplantae; Streptophyta; Magnoliopsida; Solanales; Solanaceae
Product: 60S ribosomal protein L8-like
Exons: 2
Coding region: 53-835 (260 amino acids)
Biological process (GO): cytoplasmic translation
Cellular component (GO): ribosome; cytosolic large ribosomal subunit
Molecular function (GO): structural constituent of ribosome; RNA binding
Source: RefSeq, a predicted model, not a curated record